CCCGUCUUGUGUCUGUCCGCUUCGCGCAUGCGCAGCUGCGCUGGCCUGAUGCUGUUUUGUUGAUAGCUUGAGAAAAGAGAGUGAAACUUCAAGGCUUCAGGAGAAGAGAAGAUUUUAGCCUAAAUAGGCACAUGAGUUUGCAGGCGUGUCCUCCUCCUGUCAUGAGAUCUUGCCUGGACCCUGGUUGUCCCUCCUGCAGUUGAUGACUCUGCAGCCGGUGUGGAGAUGACGGACAGUGUCAGAGCGUUUGUCCGCAAUGUUGCGACGGGAAUCAAGGACUCCAUCCUGGGCAUUGGUACCAUCUCCAAGCUCGAUGCUCGAAUUCAGCAGAAGAGGGAGGAGCAGAGGAGGCGCAGAGCGAGCGGGGCCCUGGCGAUGAGACGGGCUCAGAGCGAGGAACGGAAACAGGACUGUGAACCAAAACUAGCAAGUCGAAUUUUUCAGUGCUGUGCCUGGAAUGGAGGUGUAUUUUGGCUAAGUCUGUUCCUGUUUUAUCGGGUGUUUAUCCCACUGCUGCAGUCCCUCACUGCUAGAAUCAUAGGUGACCCUUCGCUACAUGGUAACGUGUGGUCCUGGCUGGAGUUCAUUCUGACAUCUGUGUUCAGUGCUCUCUGGGUUCUGCCUCUCUUUGUGCUUAGCAAGAUAGUCAAUGCCAUUUGGUUCCAGGACAUUGCUGAUCUGGCGUUUGAAGUGUCCGGACGGAAAGCUCAGUCUUUUCCCAGUGUCAGCAAGAUCAUUGCAGACAUGCUCUUCAAUCUUUUGCUCCAGGCCCUCUUCCUCAUUCAGGGAUGGAUUGUGAGUCUCUUUCCCAUUGAUGCUAUUGGUCAGUUGGUCAGUCUCCUGCACAUGUCUCUGCUCUACUCACUUUACUGCUUUGAAUAUCGCUGGUUUAAUCACGGGAUUGAAAUGCACCAAAGGCUGUCAAACAUUGAGAGAAACUGGCCGUAUUACUUUGGCUUCGGUUUGCCCAUGGCACUACUGACUGCGCUGCCCUCAUCAUACAUCAUAAGCGGCUGCUUGUUCUCCAUUCUCUUCCCGCUCUUCAUCAUCAGUGCUAACGAAGCAAAGACCCCAGUCAAACUCUACCACUUCCAGCUCCGCCUCUUUUCCCUGGUCGUCCUCAUCAGUAACAAACUGUUUCACAAGACGGUGCACCUGCAGAGCUCCCUCACGACCUCCACGCCUACAGAGAAGCUGCCCUCGCCUCACGUGUCCCCGACCCGCCAGCGACCUAUGCCCCCCCAGUGACCUCUUUCAGGAUCCCCAACUCAGUUUGGUUUGAAAGAGUGGAUGGAUAAAGAUUUGCGUUGUCUGUAUUUGAAAGUGGCUGUCGAUGUUCUUCUGAGGGAUGAAUGGGGAAGGGUUAGUAAUGUGAAUGGCCGGUGUUUGGGACUGGAUCGCCCUGUGCUGAUACACAAGGUCAUGAUUCUCUGUGUGACUAUUUUUGUACCCAUUAUGUGCCAUUUGGGUGAUUUGUAGAGACAGCACAAAGACCUCAGCGUGCACAUUUUCUGUGAACUGACUUCCCUCCUCUUUUAGGCCCUGUAGUUUCUAUCUCGACUCGUUUUAUCUAUUUAUGGCCUUCUUUUUAAUUUUAUGUAAUGACUUUUCCUGCCUUGUGAGGCCCAGACACUUGACAGUUUGUUUUUCAGUUAACACUAAGCUCUAUGACAUGCUUUAGCUAAUGAUUUACAGUAUGGAUCAGUAGAAAAAGGCGCCAAUGUCCCCCAAUGGUUUGUGUUUCUGCACUGAAAUGUGGACUAGACUGAAAAACGAUCAAAUUGAAAGGCCUCUUUAUGCAAGGGAUGCUUCUUGACCUAAAAUGUUGUGAGCUGUUUGCUAGACGUUUUAAAGCUCAUUACUUUAUUGACUACACAUCUUCUUCUAUGUUCUAAAUUAUUUAAUCACCCUUAUGUUUCUUUAAUUUGUGGAACACAAAAGAAGAGAUUUUGCAGAAUGUUAAUGCUGCUCAAGUCCCUAUAUCCUUAUUUUAUGAAAAACAGCAAUGAAAGAAAGAAAGUCAGUCAUGUUAGUGUGAGUAAAUAUAUAUAUAUUUUUUUUCUGAACAAUUCUAGAAGUAACAAUGUAAAAAUUAAAAGGGAGCUGCUUUUAUUUGGUUUCUUUUAUAAUGCGUUUUUAUUUUGGGAAUACCAUGUCAACAGGAUCCAGUGUCGUGUGUAAUGGUUUUGGGAUGAUUUCCAACAGUAUGCACAAGCUUUAUGAAUCUGCUGCUGUCAGGUGACACUGGCACACUGUGUGACACGUGUGAAACCGUUCUUUAAAUGAUCACGGAUCCAGUUUCCCAUGAAUGCUGGCAUGUCAAGUGGAUGUCUACUGUGGUGAUUGUUCCUGGAGUUCAGUACCUGGAACCUUUUUUGAAACAUUUGAAACUGAAGCACAUAUUAUGUCAUUGUAUUCGUGGGGUGUGUGUUUUAAAAAGGGUUGUAAUUAUCAUCAGGAGUCCAUAGUGUUACACCUACAGACGGAUAUUUGUGAGUGACAUUUUGUAAAAGUAUUACAUUAUUUCAAUAAAUUUGGUCUGUGUACAGU
This is a messenger RNA of Cyprinus carpio (common carp), 2550 nucleotides long. Its product is annotated as etoposide-induced protein 2.4 homolog. NCBI's taxonomy places the organism in Eukaryota, Metazoa, Chordata, Actinopteri, Cypriniformes, Cyprinidae. The record is from RefSeq and is a predicted model, not a curated record. Gene Ontology annotation, cellular component: endoplasmic reticulum. Gene Ontology annotation, biological process: macroautophagy.